AAGGAACUCGAAUUAACUGACACAGAUGAACAAAAAGUUAAGGACUGCAGUGCAUUAAGAAUUCUUGCCCUGGUUUUAUCACUGAGAUGUGGAGCGGUCUGCUACCUCCUGGUGUGAAUGAAGCUGAUGUUUCCCUAAGUUCAGAUGAUGAAGAAACUGUGUCCCGUCCUGAGCUUAUCUUAAAUGAAAAAGGAGAAGAAAAGGAACUCCUAGGCAAACAGACUAUUGAUCAUGAGAAAAAAAAUAUAGCUGAAAACCAACUUCCUUCUGCAGAAGAACAGGAAUGUGUGGCAUGCCUUCCUGGAAUUUCCUUAGAUAUGUGGAAUAAAUUUCAGAACCUGCAAAAGAAAAACCUUGAGAUGAAAAAUCAAGAAAAAUGUCAGAGAGAUAAGCGACGAAAGAGAAAGCAUUCCCGAAAAAAUGGUGAAAUGAAAAAGAAAAACAGUGAAGAAAUAACUGAAAGCCGACAAUCCAUAAAGGAAAGCCACUUAAAAGAGCUCACUCAAUAUUUUGGAAUCAAUGAUAGGUUUAAACCAUUUGCAAGCAAGGAAACUACUCCAAAGUCUGGCCUUGAAAUCAACAUAGACAAAUGUUUAGCUGAAGGUAAUAUUGCUCAAGCUGAGGAAUUAAGUGAUAGAUUAGCUACCCGAGAGCUUGGUGUGAAAAUUGCCAAAGCUGUUGCUUGCCGAAAUUUUGUGAAAGCAAAGCAAGAUGUAGAGGCUACUCAAGAGGCCCAAAAGAAGAAAAAACUUGCAUGGGGUUUUGAAGCCAAGAAAAGAUGGGAGACAAAAAGCAACAUGGGAUACAUGUAGUUAGUUCUGCCUAGGAAGGCUGAAAAAUUGUAAAGUGGGGGAAAAGGUUUGUUAAUAUAUAUGAUACAUAAAUUAUACUUUUAUUUGUUUUUAUUUUGCAUUAUUUCUGCUGCUGGAUGAGUCACAGAAUAAUUGGUUUCUCUUCCACAUGUUACAGUAUUUCAGGUAUUCUACCUUUUAAAUCUUUCUGUCUUUUUCAUUACAGAAAUCUUCAAGUUGUAAAAUAUUUUAUCAAAAAUUAUUAAGAU
Candoia aspera is the source of this 1060-nucleotide messenger RNA. RefSeq names its product family with sequence similarity 204 member A (gene FAM204A). The record is from RefSeq and is a predicted model, not a curated record. Bases 87 to 812 code for a protein of 241 amino acids. Lineage: Eukaryota; Metazoa; Chordata; Lepidosauria; Squamata; Candoiidae. The transcript has 8 exons.